Molecule: messenger RNA, 1804 nt
Organism: Catharus ustulatus (Swainson's thrush)
Lineage: Eukaryota; Metazoa; Chordata; Aves; Passeriformes; Turdidae
Product: V-type proton ATPase 116 kDa subunit a1-like
Exons: 5
Coding region: 31-549 (172 amino acids)
Biological process (GO): proton transmembrane transport; vacuolar acidification
Cellular component (GO): vacuolar proton-transporting V-type ATPase complex; plasma membrane; proton-transporting V-type ATPase, V0 domain
Molecular function (GO): ATPase binding; proton-transporting ATPase activity, rotational mechanism
Source: RefSeq, a predicted model, not a curated record
CCAAACAACACUUUGCUCUUUCUUUUCUGCAUGUGUCAGGGCACGCACAACUUUGGUGGGAUCCGGGUGGGCAAUGGCCCAACGGAGGAGGAUGCUGAGAUCAUUCAACAUGACCAGUUAUCUACCCAUUCUGAGGAGGGGGAAGAGCCUACAGAGGACGAGGUGUUUGACUUUGGGGACACCGUGGUGUACCAGGCCAUCCACACCAUCGAGUACUGCCUGGGCUGCAUCUCCAACACCGCGUCCUACCUGCGCCUCUGGGCGCUCAGCCUGGCCCACGCACAGCUCUCGGAGGUGCUCUGGACCAUGGUGAUCCACAUUGGCCUCAGUGUCAGGAGCCUUGGGGGAGGCUUGGGCCUCUUCUUCAUCUUUGCUGCUUUUGCCACGCUGACUGUGGCCAUUCUGCUGGUCAUGGAGGGGCUCUCAGCCUUCCUCCACGCUCUGCGCUUGCACUGGAUUGAAUUCCAGAACAAGUUCUACACUGGCACUGGGUUCAAGUUUCUCCCUUUCUCCUUUGAUAUCAUCCGUGAGGGGAGGUUUGACGACUGAGGCUCCCUCAGUCAGUCCAGCAGUGUUAAAUAUUUUGUGUGUGUGUGUGUUUGUGUGUGACUGACCCUCCCCAGCACCAGGGGUGUGACUGACCCCUCCCUGUGUGUCUGAGUUGUGUGUAUAGUGACAAUAACUUAUUGCAGCACCCUUGAGCGUUACCACGGCAUCCAAAAGCCAAAAGCUUUGACGUUCUGGGGUAACGACACUGGAUCACAGAAACUUUUUGUUCCUUAAGUUUACUCCCAAAGGUACCAAGUGCAUGAGGUGUCUGUUUGGUGUGCAGUCCUGUGCUCCCUGUAUUGUGCGUUCCUUGGCAGCUAAUCAGGGCAGAAAAGAAAUGGUGGCUGUGCUGAGGGGACAAAACAGCACAUGGAGAAAAGGCCCAACGACCUCAGCUCAAGAAGGGUGAGGGCUGUCCCCUGUCUUAUUGCUGGAGACAGUGGUGAGGAGUCCCCAUGCACUGGGACUCUGCUGCCUGACUGUGGCCUGGGGCAGCCUUGGUGCAGACUGUCACUGGUCACUGCAGGUACUGCCACUGGCAGUGAACAUUCUGGGAUUUCUGGUUUGAAACCAAAGCCCUCGAGGCACAUCAGAUUAGUGCCUGUGUGGGCUUGGCAUCCAUGGAGGCAGCUUUUGCACAAGUGGAUGCACCAGUGACUCAUGUCCUGUGCACUCAGGGUCUGCAGAGCCCUUUCAGGGAGAGCAGUGGCCCUGUCUUACCAGAAUGGCUCCAUGGCAGGGGGGUCUCUGUGCUGUGUCCCUGCAUUAGCUGCUGCUUUCUUUCCUGUCCGAGCUGUCAAUAUUUCCUUGCAGUCCUCAACUCGAUGUAGCUGUAGCAGCAGUGGGGUGUGUGUUAGUGCUGUGUGUGACUGUCGUGUUAAUUCUCACAGUGGAGCUGAGUGUUGUGUAUGAGCAGGUCAGAACAAUAACGAGACUCAUUAAUCUGGAAGCAAGGAGGAAAUGCUUCAAGAUGCCAGGCUGGUUAAAAUUAGGUGAGAAAGUUAUGUGUGCCUUGCACACUGCAGUGUGCACAUGCAUGGGGCACAGAGACCUUUGUGCUGCACCUGGGCAGCCCCUGGGCACUCACUGUGUUACAGAGGACGUGGUGGGGAUUCACAGAGGGGCUUGCAGACUGAAGGGUGAAAUCAAAGCGUGGCUGCAGGUGGAGCUUUGACAUGAGUCCUGUGUGUUCUGUUGCCUGGGUGCAAUGUUGCUGACAGUCGCUGUAUAAAUUAAAUGAACUCCACAACAAACA